Salarias fasciatus (jewelled blenny) is the source of this 1327-nucleotide messenger RNA. It is a transcript of the gene gjz1, whose product is annotated as gap junction protein zeta 1. The coding region runs from base 333 to 1082 and encodes 249 amino acids. Gene Ontology annotation, biological process: cell-cell signaling. Gene Ontology annotation, cellular component: connexin complex. The transcript has a single exon. Gene Ontology annotation, molecular function: gap junction channel activity. The record is from RefSeq and is a predicted model, not a curated record. Lineage: Eukaryota; Metazoa; Chordata; Actinopteri; Blenniiformes; Blenniidae.
UUGCUGCAGCACUCAGAGGUGAGUGGUUACAACACACACACACACACACACACACACACACAGGAGAAGCUGUGUAUAUAUGUAUAUUUGUUGUGACAUUUGUAAAUGUCUGCAUGGGGCAUUUUAGUACUGAAAGGUGUCACACUUUUGUAUAAUUGGUUGAUACAGUAUGUGACAUGUUACACAAGCUCUGGAGGGUUUAUAGUUGGUGCGUCUGCAGUUCAGAUUUAUGUAGAAAACAUUUGCAACUGUUUAUUUUACACUGUAUAAAAAAAUAAUUUACUUAAGAACAUGUUCAGAUGUGUUCAGUCUUAGUUUAAUAUUCAAGAUUUAUGCAUAACUUUAGCUGUGAAAACUUUCCGUCCAGUCUCUUUUUGUUGAAAGUCCCAGCAGCGGUAGUGAUGGCAGCCAUAGUGACGGGCCUCAUCCCCAUCCUGAGGACGGCGGUGGACGCCACCGCCUCCUACAAGGCCCGCACCAUGUGGUUCGGCCUGCUGUGCGUCCGCCUCGUCAUCCUCUUCCUCGGCGAGCUGCCCUUCACCAAGCUGGACGCGGACUUCAGCUGCAACGGCACGGCGGACAGCCGGCAGUGCUUCAACAGACACUUCCACAAGCCCAUGAUGAUGGCGUGGAACUUCAUCUUCGUCCUGGUGGUCCUCACCGUGCUGCUCAUGGAGCUCUUCACCUCCCACCUCCUGUCCGCGGCCCAGAAGAGGCGCUCCAGGGCGGCGGCGGUGGCGGCGGACGUGGAGCUGGAGCAGGCCCGCGCCGCGGCCCCCGACCCCAACGUCAGGUCAUUCAUAGAUCUCCACAAAGACCGGGGCGCCCUGGCCUUCUACCUGCUCAGCAUCGUUCUGCGUAUCGCGGCUGAGGCCUGCUUCAUGUAUGUUCUCCUCUCCUGGAACCUGCCGGCUCUCGGCAGCGACCCGUACAGAUGCUCCCCGGGCGUUUUCUGUGUUGUGAGGGCCGCCCCGGAGAAACGCAUGUCUAUUUACGCUCUGUCCUCCAUUUCGGGUUUGAUCAUCGUUUGCUCAGUCUUGUUCUGUUUAUACUCCAUUGCUCACUACCUCUGUCUUCUCUAAAUGGUGGAAUUGAUUGUCUUUGCUGCCACCUGAUUAUUGAUGUGUUGCAGUGAGUCUUUGUGAAAGCUGCAUGUGUUAAAACACGGAUUCACAGUUGGAUAUAAUCCUAAAGCAAAAGCCUCCAGUCUCUUUCCUGCCUUGGCGUUUGAAUUCUUGCUUCGUGGCGGUACGUAUGCUGUGAGAGCCGUUUUGUUUUUAUGUUUUUUUUUGCUGACAGUAAAAAGCUCUGAGUGUGAGCUGCAUGA